Physcomitrium patens is the source of this 2748-nucleotide messenger RNA. Lineage: Eukaryota; Viridiplantae; Streptophyta; Bryopsida; Funariales; Funariaceae. The record is from RefSeq and is a predicted model, not a curated record.
CUCACUCUCCUCUUCACAGUUGCUCUCAAUUCUUCUGCUUCAUGGAUUUUCGAAGCUUUUGCGGAAGGAGGAUUUGUUCACGGGCGUGAGAGCGAGAGAGUGAGAGAGAGAGAGCAGUGAAGAGGAAUUAAGGUUUUGAUUGGCGCACUUUGCAUGUGUCUGGAGGUGAUCUGCAAGGAACGAAACGAGGUCCGGAAACACUUGUUGUGGUAAUGUAGUGAUGCUUGUGUGUUGAUCUCGGUUUGCGGAAGUCAUGGCGGAUAUUGUAUCGCCGAGUCUAGAUAGCAGUAGACGGCAGAAGUCAGCAACAUUGGAGGAGUUUCCGUUGCCUGACUCGCACAGGAAGAGGACACAAGAAGCACAGAGGUCAAGAGCCUGUAGCGAUGUUGGCUUCGGGGAGUAUCGGGUUGCGAUGGUGCAGCAGCCGCUGCAGGGAUUCGAUUAUGUCAGUCCGCUGCGGAGUUUACACAUGCCUGCUCGUCCAUGUACUUACAAGAGUGAUGCCAUGGUGCCUGUUACAACGCCUAAGGCUAAUCCAGGUCAUCAUCAUCAAACAGCUUCCUCAGACCUCGUGUCGCAUAUACGUCAAAGGUACGGGCAGAAAAGAGAAAUAGAACGUGGCCAGACCUCAUGGUUGAUCCCGGCUCUCGCGUUGAUUCACUUGAUAGCCUUCAUCUUGGUAAUGUCACAUAACAAUUGUGAUAGGAAGGGCAGCAAUGGUGGUGAGAAUGUUUGUAUCUUUAACUUUGUGAGGAGGUUUCCAUUUCAACCUUUGUCGGAAAACCCUCUGUUAGGGCCAUCGGCGAUCUCGCUGUUGGAUUUCGGCGCUCUUGAAUCAGAGCUGGUAGGAAGGGCGGGUGAAGGGUGGCGUAUGCUCACGACCUUGUCAUUGCAUGCUGGGAUAUUUCACCUGGUAGGAAAUCUUGCUGGUUUAUUUUAUGUUGGCUUGCAACUGGAGAGAGAAUUCGGCUUUCUGAAGGUUAUGCUGAUCUAUUAUCUGGCGGGUUUUGCUGGGGCUUUAGCCUCAGUACUAUUUAUGCAUGGCCGGGUGUCCGUGGGAGCUUCAGGAGCAACGAUGGGCUUGAUUGGUGCUAGGCUUGCAGAAGUGGUGAUGAACUGGAAUGUCUCCAAGCAUCGCACUCGUUCAAUCGUCUCCACUUCCUUCUUUCUUGUCGGUACUCUUGUGUAUGGUCUGUUGCCCCUCAUGGACAACUUCAUGCAUCUCGGAGGAUUUCUCACCGGUUCGCUACUUGGUAAUGUGUUGCUAAUUCGACCACAAGCAGAGUGGGUCAACUAUGAGCAGUGCUUUCCUGCUGUUGUAUAUGACGUGGACGACUUGCCAGCGAGGUCGAAGCACUCUAGGGGCCAAAAGGUUCUAUGGAUUGUUUCCCUCAACAUUCUUGUUGCAGGCUACAUUGCAGCUGCUUUUGCACUCUAUACAGCCUUCUUCCCGCAGGGAUGGAUGCCAGAAGAAGGUGCAGCUGGUGCCAUUAUAUGGCAUGUAUUCCAACAGAUUUAUGGAAAUGCCAUGGCAAUCGCAAUAUUGUAUGUGAUAAUCCUGCUCUAUCUAGCCACACACGAAUUGAUUGCCUAGGGAAGCACUUCAAACUAAAAGUUCAUGUUGGAAAUGGGACUAGUGAUAUGCGAGAAAACUUCACAAGCUGCAUCAGAAGCUGCAUGUGAAUCACAGUGACUUUUAUAUUUGUUGACGAUAAAGUGCUUCCAUCCGGCUGAAGACUUCCUCCCGAACUGUCAUGCAAGUACAGCCUCCCUAAUGCGCCAUCACAUCUGCCAGAUUGUUGACCAAUCAAAAGGAUGAAGGGUUAAGAAUCAACAAUUCAACACACAUGUUGAACUGCAAUGCUCCUUUGUCAGGGUUGUACUUUGUGCAAGGAGAUAUUGGAUGGUUACUGGGCAUGAAUUCUUGGCUGAUGUCCUUUGUGGUUACGAGCUGAGAAGAAACUCUCCUUCAGGUUCAAGGCUUGGUUCUUCAAAGUGGCGUGAGUCAUAUGCAUCAUUCGCUCAUGUAAAAAUAUUGCACUAGUUCGUAGUUUAACAGGUAACCACAUCACUCGUCAAUCUGUUACCAGCUCUCAACGGCAACCUGCAUGAUGCCGUUCACUCCCAGUUGUAACUUCAUAUGUUCGUGUACGUAAUGUAAGGUCUAUUUGCAUAAAAUCCAGUGUGCAAAGGUAACUCACAGAAGUUUCAGAUGCAACAUUUUCCGAGGUGAAAGGCGAACUUCUUAUGGACAUGAAGACUCGGAACUGUAGAAGGCCCAUACUCUUGGUAUGGAAAUAUUGGUUAUUGCUUCCUGCGUAAGUGCAUACAGCUCCGGGUCUCUUCGUGCUUAAGCAACUUGUUUCAUGCCCUUUCCCGAAUCACAAUGUCCUGUCACACCUGCACAGGACAUGGAUCUAAUGAGCCAUCGUCCCAUGCCGACAGUUUACUCUAUCUCGAUAAGCAACAAGAGGGAUCAGUUUCAGGUAGAAGAAGAAGCUCGGCAACAGUUUGUACAAAUUGUGGAAUUAAUGGAAGGAUUGCAUGGCACCUCACCAUCACCAGGACUUAUACUUACAAUGGUGCUCUCUCUCUCUCUCUCUCUCUCUCUUUCUUUCUUCCGCUAUUUCAUUGAUCAUUGCCUUGUUAUUAGUUAUAAGUUCAAGUGUUAUGGGUUCAAAAUGAAACAAAAACGGAACUGUAGACUGCACGUCGUUUACAUAGACAUUAUUGUUGUGGGUGUGUUAA